AUUGAGAUCUUCUGUUAGCAAAGAGGAUCCUAGCUGACUAAACGAGUAGUUAAAUUAAGAGCAGCACAUUCGUGAUUGCCAGAUUUAAGUUUCUUCUAAAAUAAAACAUUCAAGCCACUGAUCAAAAAGCACGGAAUAUGUUGCCAUGGAAAAACCAAAAGGGAGAAGGAAAAAACACCCCCCCAUCAUAUUAUGCGCUCCUUUUGUAGCUUUUUAAGACAGGUCUUAAAAUUAAUGCAUAACAGUAACAGAUGAACAAAUGGUAACAUCCCACCUUAUUGUCGUUGGAGAUUCGCAGUCUUUUCAUUAGUUUAACUAACAAAAAUAAAACACUUUUUAUUUGGAUUUAAAGCAAAAGAAGUGGGAUGACAGAAGGUAUCCCUCCACUUUCAUCAAUUUGCAAUUAUUGGCAAACAGGUUAUGCAAAUACUAAUAAAGAUGAUCUGGAAAUGACAAGGAGGAUCCAAAUUCUAGAGCUAAUAUUGUCACAGGAAAGGUUAAGACCUUGAAGUUGUUUAAGUUCAUUUUCUUAGCAGGUAUGUUUGCAUAUAUGUACUUAAAGUGGGUACGCUUCUGGGGAAUCUGCUGCAUAUGCUCCAAGGUUCACCAGUGAGACGCAGAAAGCCGCGCAGUGAGAGAGGUGUGGUUGGAUCUUUUUCCCUUACUCCUACUCAUAAGUAUAUCCCGUAAGAGUUCUAUAGUGUCUUCUAUGUAUUUCAGUAUUAUGUGUUUGUAUUUUAAAUGCUUCAAUAGUCAAAACUUGGACAGCAAGUCUAUGGAGUCUGAGGAAGCAAGUUUGACAAACAAUUGCUUCCCUGCUCACAUCCUUGCUUGAUGCCCAAGUAAUUGUUCUUAUAAAAUGCAUGUUAACCCUCAAGUUGCAGAAAACAUAAUAUUUCAGAAAUAUAUUUAAAAUCUCUCUCUCUCUCUCUCUUCUUGACCUCAUUCAUCUCUGCAUUUUUUCUCAGCUUCUAAGCUGGAAAACCUCAAUUCCCCUGCAUAUACUUUUGCCAAUAUUAUCAUCCCUCUCGUUGUCAGUUCAUAUCCAGGACAAAAGAACCUACUCUCUUUGUUUGGUAUUUGAGGGGUCAGCAUCAUGUCAAAUGAUGUGGGAAAACCUUCACUCGGGAAGCUAACUGAUAGUCAAAGGGAUGAGUUGCUACUGCAGUUAGCUGAACAAGUUCAGAAUCUAAAAACUCGUGUGAGAGCGCUUGAGUUGCAGAACUCGAAGCCACCAACUGAUUUAUCAGUGAAUGGAAAAAAGGAAUCUGUCCAAAUUGUUUCACAUGAAAGACCAGAGGCCGCAGAAGAUGUUCAACAGCUUGACCAACCAACUAACCCAACUGAAAAAAGAGUUGUGGCAAAAAGGCCUCUGCAGAUGCCUCAACCACCAUCAAGUCGACCUUUACUAAACGGACCCCUCAAUGAAAAUCAAGGUACUAUGGGGAACAUCAGAAAGAAGGUCAAAAUGGACUUACCAGAUUUUGAUGGAAAGCUCAAUCCAACUAUAUUUGCCGAUUGGCUAUCAGCUAUGGAGGACUAUUUUGACUGGUAUGACUUGUCUGAUGAGCGGAGGGUUACAUUUGCUAAAAUGAAGCUAACUGCUCUUGCAAAAGAGGUGGUGAAGUCCACAAAUAUGACAAAUAUCAAGCAUUAAGGCAGACACCAGAAUUAAUUAUAAAUGAAUUCAACAGGUUAAGAAUAUUCACAAAAAAAUGGCACAUGGAAUGAAGGGAUACCUCAAAACAAUCAGGAGAUGUAAUCAACCAUUAGUAGUCAAGAAUACGCAACUAAGGGGCAGAAGUAUGUAAGAUUAUCAAAAACUCAAUAAACUGAUGAUCCAUAUAACCACCAUAGGACAAUUGCCUCUGCUAUAUAUAUUCAAGAUCAAUAUAAGGAUAGAGGUCGUAUACGUGUGUUACUUUUUCGUUAAUCGAUAUGCAGCAGGUCUAUACUGGCGUAUUAUUUGUCCACGAAACAUUGACUUUCCGAGCUUAAAUUCAAUAAGCGGAUCGUGGUGGCACAAAGGAUGAAAAGAUGGAACAUAAAGAGUAAUCAGGUAUAUUCAUUCUCUUAGCAAACUGGCAUCAAAUUAUUGAAAUGGUAAGUCGAAAGAAAAUCCAUGGUCCCAUUCCAUAUAUCCCUUGUUUAGAAUCUUUCACUUAUGAUCGAAAAUACAAGGUGUUUAACUUUCCUUAAAUGGUCAGUUUCAUAAGGCAGAAACUCCAGUCAAUACAACAAUCAGCUGAAACCAUUUCAAAAAAAUCACAAAGUACUCAUUUAAGUUCAUACACUACCUUCCCCCUUGGUCCAAGAUAGAAUAAUAGCAAGAAAAUACAAGGACAGGAAACUGCUUAUUGUCAAUAGAACAAAAUAUGUUCACUCUUAAAUGGAAGCACUAAAUUUCAAAUUGCUAACACAAACACCAAAAUAUCCAACAAGCAAACAAAUUAUGCACUUAAAGAAAAAGACUGGAUUUAAUUUUUUUUAAAAAGUACUAUUCUUAAAUUGGAUCAAACUGCUCUAAAUUAACAUAAUAAGUAAAGAUAGAGAAAAUU
Messenger RNA from Nicotiana tabacum (common tobacco), 2558 nucleotides. RefSeq lists its product as uncharacterized. The record is from RefSeq and is a predicted model, not a curated record. NCBI's taxonomy places the organism in Eukaryota, Viridiplantae, Streptophyta, Magnoliopsida, Solanales, Solanaceae.